AUGCGUGAGUGGUGCGUUGAAGGGAAUGAUUCCGCGGUCAUUGGGAAGCCGACUUGCAACAUACAGUAUCUCGCGGAGAUGAAUACCGCCGCCGUCGCAAUUGCGUAUACGUCAUGGUCCUUUCAUCCUACACCACAAGUUCCACGCACAGCACGUAAGGACCAUCGGCCUUCUGACUCGCCAUACGUCACUUUUGCCUCCCCCUGGCUCUCCAAUCUACGCAAGUCUGUACCAGUUUCAUCUAUCGCGCUCUCGGUACACGGCAUUGGUUCGCCGAACACCUCAACGCUCGAGUAUCAUUUGCUCGGCGUUGAGAUGACCAUCUGA
This is a messenger RNA of Sparassis crispa, 327 nucleotides long. RefSeq lists its product as hypothetical. The transcript is spliced from 3 exons. The coding region runs from base 1 to 327 and encodes 108 amino acids. Lineage: Eukaryota; Fungi; Basidiomycota; Agaricomycetes; Polyporales; Sparassidaceae. The record is from RefSeq and is a predicted model, not a curated record.